Messenger RNA from Drechmeria coniospora, 4050 nucleotides. RefSeq lists its product as uncharacterized. The transcript is spliced from 2 exons. The record is from RefSeq and is a predicted model, not a curated record. Bases 1 to 4050 code for a protein of 1349 amino acids. NCBI's taxonomy places the organism in Eukaryota, Fungi, Ascomycota, Sordariomycetes, Hypocreales, Ophiocordycipitaceae.
AUGCGAACCCUCUCCUUUCGCCUCCUUUUGUGCUCCAUCUUUCUAUGCUACCAAAUCAAUCUUUGCCAUGCCAAUCCUCCAUUCAGAGGCAAAGCGCCGGAUACCAGAUCCAAGUUUUUCCUAAGCGGCGACGACCUUUCUCCCGUGACGAGCGAAAAUUUGCCCGCCGAAUUGAACAUCUGGCGCACAAAGGUAGCGAGUGGUUUACGACUCGUCAACAUCGACUUUCUCAGAGAGCUUUACUCUAAGAAAGGAAUCACUGAUAUCUGGGUAAAGGGUACUAUCUCUGCUGAGCUGAAAGCAUUAUUUGAAUCCCAGGAGGUCAAGAACAUAAUUCGGGUCGAGUUUGGAGAUGCAGAUCCCAGUCGUGGAAUUUCUGUCGACUCCGCGGGCCGGCGCACUCAAGGCCAAUAUCCAAAAGGGUUAUUGAUUUUUCAGGAAAAAGGCAAUGCAUUGGUCGGGGGACCUGCUGCGCGUCUGGUGGCGGAGGCAGAGAUUGACGCUGGGAACGAAUUAUCGGCGGAAGAUCUAAGUGCGGCUGCUGAAAUUGAAGCAGACGACGCCGAGGCUAUUAUCAAGACCGUGAGGGAGGGUGCAGGCAAGAAAAUACAAGUUGGUGAGCAACACCUCAUAAAACUCAUCGACGGUGGCUCCGACGGCAUAAAUCUGUAUCGUACAGACUUCUCGACCUCUAAACGAGAGUUUACGAAGAGUUCGUUCGACGCCUUGCUUAAGAACCGCAUCGGCACUUUAGUCGUCUUAGGUGAAGGUGAAGACGAUACUGCCAUUGCGGCGGCGGUUCGGCGGCACAACGACGAAAAUGCAGGCAGCAAGGCGAAGCAGAUCGAACUCGUCAUAUUACCUCCAGGAGCAAAUCCUACCGACACUUUGACCCGCUUCUCUCAGGGCCUUAUAACUCUUUACGAUAAUGCGGAUGGGAGAGGCAUCCUUAUUACUCAGGGAGAUGGCAAGACGGAGACCGGGGUCAUGGCUGGGACAGCCUUGGUUCAUGAACAAGCAUUGCUGGGUAAUGACCCUGUCGGUGAUCCGAUAAAGUUGGCCAGGAUGAAUGGGGUUUCGGCCGGACACGGCCAUGCCCUAGCCCAUCUCGAGGUGCUUGGGCGCCAACACUUGCAGGGUGGGCAGAGUACCGACAAUGCAGGCGAGGAUGAUACCAAUGGCGGGUAUAACCUAAGGCGGCUAAAUGUCUUGACUUUAAAACCAUAUCACGUCUUGCGAACAGGGAUAUCGGGGGAUAAACGACCCAUCGACCUCGACUUCAUCAAAUUCCUUCAUUACAUGAAGGAAAUAGACACUAUUCUCGUGGUAGGUGAUAUCCCUGAUAAGGUUAAAACCUUUUUGAAAUCUGCCACGGUUCAAGGCAUGGUUCGGGUUGUAUUUGGAGAAACGCCCGAUGGAGCUACUCUCAACACUUUCUGGGAUGCACUUCAUGGAAUUUACCAAGACCCCAAAGGCCGCCGUAUUCAAGACCAAAAUCCACGAGGCACAUUCAUUUACGAGUUUCAAGGCAACACGUACAGCGGGAUAGUGGCUGCAUAUCUGCACGUUGAGGCGUUCUUGGCUGAAACUGUGCCACCAACACAAUACAGACCAAAAGAGGCUGCAGGCCAAGAAGAAGAAAAAGCAGUAGAAGGCGAAGAAAAAGCAGCACAAGAAAAGAAAAAAGCAGAACGCCAACCACCAUCACCCUCGGAGCUUAGUAAGCGCUAUGGAAUUACUGAAUCGCUAGCCAACAAUAUUCUCAGGGCUGUGAUUGUAAGUCGCAGUUACCCUCGAGAGGCAAAACAAAUGGAAGUUGGGGAGCAACACAUCCAACAGAUUAUGGAUGUUCGCCCUGGCACGAAACUGUUUCGCACAAAGCUGGGGUAUCUUCAACGAGUUUUUACCAAAAAAUCGUUCCAAGUCUUGCUUCGGGCAGGAAUCGAUACUAUUGUUAUCGUGGGCCAAGCUCCUGACAUUGUAGAGGCGGUAAGGCAACACAACAGGGACAACAUCGCCAAACUGGCGAGUCAGAUCAGAGUCUAUACAGUACCUGAGAACAAGGAUCUUGAUAAAAAUGCCGAAGGAUUCGCGGAAGCUUUUGCUGAAAUUGCCCAAGAAGGUGGAAACGGCUUUCUGAUUACUCAGAAGCACGGCAACAAGGGGACCGGGUCGAUGACAGUUAUGGCUUGGCUUCAUGACAAGCUGCUUCAGGGUCAGAACCCCACGGUACUGCCAGCAGAUAUAGCAAUCAAGGGAAUGAUUCCAUUCAAACAAGCCCUUGCCCUGGUCGACUAUAUCCUCGGGCCCAAAAAGAAACCUACGAGCCGAAUCCAAUUUACAGACAGCAAGGAGUUGAACACGGUCCAACCAUACGACAGAGUUCAAAAAGCUCACAUUGGCCAGGAACCCAUCGUCGAGGUUCAGGGUAUGAGCCGCGGCCUCGGGAAACUAUUUCGCAUGGUGCCCUUGCAUUUUAUCGAGAAUUUGCCCUCGAAUGAGAAGCCGGCCCCGAAUGAGCACUUGACCCCGAAUGAGCACUUGAUCCCGAAUGAGGAACGAGCUUUUACAGUAGAUGGGUUAUUAGCCUUGCAUCGGAUAUUCGGAAUCAAAAUAAUUGUUGAUGUAGGUGACACUGGUGGAAUUGCAGCAAAGGUGAAGCGCUACAAUCAGUUCAUCAGGAAGAAUAUAGGCAAUCCAGCGAUGAUUGCCCAUGAGGGGAUGCUUAUUGAUGUGAUAACGCUAGCUGACGGGCCAGAUUACGUCAAGAAUACUGCCCGUGUAGCAAAACAAACUAGCCAAGCAUUUCAAGGUGGAAAUCGCAUCCUAGUUACUCAAAUAUUGGGCAACGAAGCGACCUCGAUGGUAACUGGGCUGGUUCAGAUUGAUGAUCAAGCUCUCCAGGGGAAGCCAGCCAUCAAUAAUGCAGAGAAGUUGGCCGAGAUACAUAUGGUUCGGAAUCCAGACGUGGCCAAAUUCCUGGUCCAGUUCGAAAAAAUGGUGCGCGAUCCAGACCCAGCAUGGGCCAGUCUGGAGGACACGUUCCAUGACGCUCCCCGACCCCAGACUCCACCUCCUGACGUGCCCGGCCCAUCAGGCCAUGACGGUGCCGGCCCUCCACGCCGGGCCGGUACCCCCUCUGCGGGCCAUGAAGGUGCCGGCCGUACAGGCAAUGACGGUGCCGGCCGUGCCCGUGCCAACAAUGAUGGCAAUCUCGAAACCAUUGAACACGAUCUGUCGUCAACAUUUGAGAUGAUGUGGGGAGACGUUCGACCCCAGAAUUCACAUCCAAGAAUUGGAUCGGGCACGGGCAAUACAGGCAACGAAGUUGCCCGGCCUGCCCCCGAUGACGGUGCCGGCGGUGUACUUUCCAACAAUGAUGGCGCACCCGAAGCCACCGAGCACCAAGAGACUACAGAGGUGACAGAGACUGGAGCUCAUUCAACACUGGAUGACAUGUCCAACCCGACCGACAUUGAGCCUGCUCGCCGUCGACGGCAAAUGCAUGCCUUUCCCGUUGUCGUGCAGCCGCCACGGCAGCCUGGGCCCGCUCGUAUCCUUCCGGCAUCGUCAGAAAAGGGGAUCCACCGAUCGGGCAUGUUCGAGGCCAUGCCGGUGCCCAAAGGCACGCACAGCCGCCAUCAGAACCAAGGGGAGGGCGAGGGCGCCGAGGUUCCUGUUCGCAAGGCAUCGCGGGGAGAGCAAGCCGGCACCGAGAUGGGAUCGUCUCCGUCGCAGCCAGCACGGCCGUUUUCCUUCAGCCGAGUGCGAAAGAUGCGCGCGUCACAGGACACGAUGUCACGCAGCCGGGGCAGCGCAGCGCGCAACCAUGGAGUGGGCAUCGCCGCGAGGGCAGCAAGCGCGCAGCCAAGUCUUCUUCCGGCCGUUGCACCGCACGUCGACGGCGACAGCUGCGUUUUCGGGAUCGACCACUCCGGCAGAAUCAGGCGGCAGACUUCUCGACGGGCAGAAUGUUGCGGCAGAACGAGGCUGGCAGAAUCGGCGAAGUCGCGUACUCGGAAGGCGGCCACCACGGAGCAGCAGAAAUGA